CUUCAGUCAUGUCCCUCGCUAUACUCAUCAUAGAAAAGUAAAGGAAAUGUAUUUAAAAAUAUCAACUAAAAUAAGAGACAGAAUAGUAUUAUAAAUGUGAAAAAAUGUAUGGACUCUAAAAAAAUGAAAGAAACUGUCAGAUAAUCACGUGUGUCAAUUUAUAUAUUUACGCAUGUGCGCAAAGAUUUAUCCUGAUUUGUCCCUUCUAUCAACACGAAUGGGUUCGAAUUUCCUUGCGUUUGACGUCAUCGCCUCGAAGAAGCUCCGUUCGUUAUCAUCAGGUCCUUGAACCUUUUUCAGCACUUAUCAGUUUGUUCCAGACAAUUUUCAAGAGGCUUUCUUCACAAGAUAACGCGCUAGAUAUUCCACGAUUCGACGAAUAAAUCGCCUCUCAUUUGAAGCGUCCGAAUUUUUGAAUUUUGACAAGAUGUGCGUGUCGAUGACAGCCUUUAGUCGGCGAGGAUUUUUUUCGAGGGACAUCGCACAACUCAACAUUAAACAAUCAUGUUAUUCUAAUAAUCGCAAUAAUGCAUUGUCGCGAUAUUGCCCCACGUCGUUCACGUCAUGCAUCGUUGACAUCCUGAAUAAAAAGUUCUCUUCUAUGAAAACUCCAAUCUCUUCUGACGCUAUCAUCGAAGCUUUGACGAAGCAACAAGCAAAGGAACUGACUUUGAAGCUCACCUCGGAACAGCGUAAGCUGUUUUUGGCGGCAUUGAAUGAAUGCAAAUCAGAGGAGGAAAAAGCUGGCUAUAAAGGUCAAUUGGCAGCUUUCCGAUGGAGGAGCCAGCUUGGCAGACCUAGCAAAAUACCAUCACUGGGUGAGGUGGAUCCUACAGGAACCUUUUGUCCCAUGCCAGAUGACUGGUUAAGUCGCAAGUAUGUUGAAACCGUUCCAGAACCAACUACAAAAGAUCUGACGCUAGUCGCAAUUGCGAACGCAAUUCCAUUCGUUGGAUUUGGUUUUCUUGACAACUUCAUCAUGAUUGUUGCUGGCGAUCAAAUCGAAUUGAUCUUGAAUAGAAGGUUUCCGAUUUCGACCAUGGCAGCAGCCGCGUUGGGCAACACGGUAUCCGAUGUCAUUGGAAUCGGUUCAGUGCAUUAUGUUGAGAUGUUCGCUCAGAAAGUUGGCUUCAAAGCGCCCAAGUUGACAUUAGCACAAUUGAAUCUACCUAGGACACGAAUAGCAGCAAACUUGGGCCGAGUCAUCGGAGUUACGAUUGGAUGUCUCAUUGGUAUGACGCCUAUACCAAUAGCCGCGCUUUUCCGCAGUAGCUGAAUUGCUUGAAAAACGACUGAGAAAUGAAUUAAGUUAAUUUGCACAUGGGACUGUAAACAUUUCACUUAUAGUAAGCACUCUUUGUCUCAAAAAGGCCUAUAGACUUCUAUAAUUUUAAUGUUUAAUUGCCACAAUAACACAAUUUGUCUCACAACAAAUGUAUUUAAUAUAUAAAUGUAUAGGAUGUUAAUAUAUAUAAAUGAAUAGGCUGUAAAUGUAAAGAA
Molecule: messenger RNA, 1500 nt
Organism: Cataglyphis hispanica
Lineage: Eukaryota; Metazoa; Arthropoda; Insecta; Hymenoptera; Formicidae
Exons: 6
Coding region: 428-1276 (282 amino acids)
Cellular component (GO): mitochondrion
Source: RefSeq, a predicted model, not a curated record